UAAACGCCGAUAUAUCCUCAAUACACUUCGUCAUAUAUAUAAGUUCACGUGAUAAGUUGGCGCGCGGCCUGCGCAGACUCGCGCGUAUACCACACGGUCUUUUGCUUGUUAUCUUGCCGCGAGACGACUGUUGCGUCGUCGGACCAAUGACGAGUAGAUAGAUAGCAUUAGAACGAGCGGCAACGCUGAUAGAAUACGUAACUGCUCUCGCGGUCUGUCCACGUGUGAAUUACUCAAGCCAAUCCCGCAGAUUAUAAUUAACUCGGAGAUCGGCUUGCGUCGUCACAACGCCACACACCUCUAUUAAAUUUUUUGCUUUAACACACAGAAAAGAAUUCAGUCUUUUUGGUGGUAGUCCAGUGAGAGAGUAUAACAGCAGCUCUGGGGGCUGUUUUCAACGCGACCUUGAAUGAGCUUCCUAGCCUCGAACUUCGCGGCGACUCACGCCGUCGCUGCAGGGGUACACGCCGCGUUAAGUUCAAGGUUGCUGCAUCGAUUUUGCCCGCUCUUGAAAAAUACGCUCUGUUCAAGGAUGGCCAAUCUGGACGAAGUAAAAAUGGUAUGGAGGCUUGCCGAUGCCGUUUGCUUCGACGUCGACUCGACGGUCAUCACGGAAGAGGGCAUCGAUGAGCUGGCCAAAUUUUGCGGAAAAGGCGAUCAAGUUGCUCUACUAACCAAACAGGCAAUGCAAGGUAAUAUGACGUUUCAACAAUCGCUGGCUGUCAGGCUAAAUAUUAUAAAACCCAGCAUCAAACAAAUCACAGAAUUUCUUCGCACACACCCACCAAAACUAACACAAGGAAUCAAGUCUUUGGUGCAAGCAUUACAGAAUCAGAAAAAAAAUGUUUACCUCGUUUCUGGUGGUUUCCACUGUUUGAUAGCGCCAGUUGCCGCACAACUUAAUAUUCCACUGGAAAACGUGCGAGCUAAUCGAUUGAAGUUUUAUUUCACAGGCGAAUAUGCUGGUUUCGAUGAAAACGAACCAACAUCUCAAACUGGUGGAAAAGCUGAAGUUAUCCGAAGAUUAAAAGAAGAAAAAGGCUACAAAACCGUUGUACAUAUAGGCGAUGGUGCCACAGAUUUAGAGGCUUGCCCUCCUGCAGCUGCUUUCAUUGGAUAUGGAGGUAACGUAGUAAGAGACAGUGUAAAACAGCGAGCUCCGUGGUUUAUAAUGGACUUCAAGGACCUCGAGGCCGCUUUAUGAAAAUCAUACGGAUUAAAUAAACUAGUGCAACUGGUAGUUGGAGUGUCUUAGAUAUAUGCAAAUAUCGUACAAACACUUGUCAAGUGUUAAAAUAUUUUUUAGAAUACCUUUUUUUGACGAGGUGCCGAGGCUAGUGUAAAUUUCCCCAUACGUUUUCUCUGCUCUCAACUGAAUUUUUUUUCAAGAAUUUGUAAGGGUACCGUUGUUUUAUUGUUAUUCGGGUCGUCGUAAAGUCUUUAAAGAAAAUAUUUUACGCAAAUCGCAGGAGAUGUGUUCAAAAACAUUUGAUCCCGCACUGGUUUCGAUGUAUCCUAAAAUGGAUGAUCUAUCCUACAAUCAUUUAUGGAAAAUUAGUAGUAUACGGAGGUGUAAAUAUUACUGACAGUAUUUUUUAUAUAGAUACACAUUAUUAUGUGAGGAUGCCUGGCAGCAACAUUUUUGAUUGUCAAAUAUUUUUGAGAUUUAUAUAUAAAUUAAUGUUGUUAAAAGUACUAAGUGCAAUAGCAAAUCUUCGCAUAAUGAUAAUAAAUGAAAUAUAUUUAUAUUGUCUAAUAAUAAUUCAUCAGUUUAAAAA
Trichogramma pretiosum is the source of this 1778-nucleotide messenger RNA. It is a transcript of the gene aay, whose product is annotated as phosphoserine phosphatase. Gene Ontology annotation, molecular function: magnesium ion binding; L-phosphoserine phosphatase activity. Gene Ontology annotation, cellular component: cytoplasm. The transcript is spliced from 7 exons. Gene Ontology annotation, biological process: L-serine biosynthetic process; dephosphorylation. The coding region runs from base 410 to 1204 and encodes 264 amino acids. Lineage: Eukaryota; Metazoa; Arthropoda; Insecta; Hymenoptera; Trichogrammatidae. The record is from RefSeq and is a predicted model, not a curated record.